This is a messenger RNA of Myxocyprinus asiaticus (Chinese sucker), 1913 nucleotides long. RefSeq names its product RNA binding protein fox-1 homolog 3-like. The coding region runs from base 26 to 1093 and encodes 355 amino acids. Gene Ontology annotation, cellular component: cytoplasm; nucleus. The record is from RefSeq and is a predicted model, not a curated record. Lineage: Eukaryota; Metazoa; Chordata; Actinopteri; Cypriniformes; Catostomidae. Gene Ontology annotation, molecular function: mRNA binding. The transcript is spliced from 12 exons. Gene Ontology annotation, biological process: nervous system development; regulation of alternative mRNA splicing, via spliceosome.
GAGAGAAAGACAGUAUCGUGGUUAAAUGUGGAAGUCUUCCUCUCUCAGCUCCAUGGCAAACUCAGCGUGUGUGCUGCUGUCCGGAUCUGGGAUGCUCCCUCAUUCCUUACACUGUCCGCCGGCGUUCCUCUACCUGUCCGGGGGUAAUCAGGAGCCCACCAAUCCGGCGGAUGCGAUGGCCCAGAGUUACCCCCCGCAGUACGCCCAUCCUCCGCAGAAUGGACUCCCCACUGACUUCACCACAACACACGCUCUUCCCACGCAAGACUACACAGGCCAGAACCGCGUCCCCGAUCACUCUUUGACGCUCUACACAGCGGCACAUACGCACAGCGACAGCAACACGCCAACCAUCUCCAGCAGUAUCAACACGGCAACGACGGAACACGUGACGCAAACGGAAGUUUCGCAGCAGGUGCAGCAUUCAGAAUCCACGGAAAAACAGCAGCCGAAGCGGUUACACGUCUCCAACAUCCCUUUCCGGUUCCGAGACCCCGAUUUGCGGCAAAUGUUUGGGCAAUUUGGGAAGAUUUUAGACGUGGAGAUUAUCUUUAAUGAAAGAGGAUCAAAGGGCUUUGGCUUUGUAACGUUUGAAACGAGCGCAGAUGCAGAUCGUGCGCGGGAGAAACUAAAUGGUACAAUCGUAGAGGGACGGAAAAUCGAGGUCAACAACGCCACAGCUAGAGUCAUGACGAAUAAGAAAGUAGUAAACCCGUAUACAAACAGUUGGAAAAUGAAUCCAGUUGUAGGAGCUUUGUACGGACCAGAACUCUACGCAGUCACAGGUUUCCCGUACCCUACAGCAGGUGCGACGGUGGCAUACAGAGGGGCUCACCUCAGGGGCAGAGGUCGUGCUGUUUACAACACCUUCCGUACGGCCCCUCCUCCCCCACCCAUCCCAGCCUAUGGAGCAGUGGUGUAUCAGGACGGAUUCUAUGGUGCAGAGAUCUAUGGAGGUUAUGCAGCAUACAGAUAUGCUCAGCCUGCAACGGCUACGGCAUACAGCGACAGUUACGGGAGAUUCUAUGCAGCCACUGACCCCUAUCACCACACCAUCAGCCCGGCGGCCACCUACAGUGUGGGAACCAUGUAAAUACAGCGAAAGAAAUUGUAGGAGAAAGAACUUCAGGACAGCAUGGAUCAUCAUGAGGACAGAAAAAAAAAAAAAAGUAAAGUUUUUAUGUUGUGUGCGUGAAAAUCUAUGGCUGUAAGAUGCAAAUCGGAGUUCUUAGGGGUCGACUAUUAAGGACUAUAUGAAGAAAAAACAACAAAACUCAUUGAAAAACAUUUUUUGCUCUAUAUGUUUGCAUUUACGGAUGGUGCAGAGCGGUUUGUGUACAUGAAGAGAUGCGAAUAUGUGUUACUCGGAGAUGGACAGUAAACUAUUGCUGAUAUGACCACAUGCAGGGAUCCAUACUCUAAAGCCCCGCCCACAACAUUAUCCACCAAUGAGAGGCGGACAUAUGAAAGGGGAGGAGUCAAACAAACAAGCUGAAAGCUGCAUGACAAAUGUGUUUCCUGUGGGUGGAGUCUUUGUGCUCUCUUUGUGCAUCACUUCCUGGAAAGGAUGUCACUUACGCCACAUGGGCGGCACUUCCUGUGUUUCAACUCACGUUCUCAUUGGGUGUUCUUUGAUCGCUUUCCUGUGGAGAGGCAUCAUCGGCCCACUUCCAGCUUCCGAUUCAUCCCUGUCUGAUGUGGGUGGAGCCACUUGUUAACUUCCAGUGGCUGAUGUCAUAACUCUCUGCGAUUGGCCACGCUAUUGACCAACUUCCUGUGGUGUUCCUGGUUACAACUUUUCUAUAAUUAAACUAAAGAUGUCAAUUUCUGAUCAGUGUUGUUCAGCAGUCAAGUUAGAGGUGAAGGUGGGCAUGUUUGUUUGGUGCUAAAUGUUCAGUGAGGGCGGAGCAAAA